AUGGUGAAUUUCUGUAGUGGUUUCAAUUGUAUUAGCUCAAGUGACGUUAGGAAAGACUUGUCAUUUCACAAGUUUCCUCUUAAAGAGAAAGAGAGGCUUCAAAAAUGGGUUCAUGCUGUACGAAGAAAGGAUUUUAAACCUACUUCCAGCUCAACCUUAUGUAGUUUGCAUUUCAAUGAAAAUGAUUUUUAUUCAGCAGUUGUGAGUGGGAAACAAAUGUUGAAAAAAUCUGCUGUACCAACUAUACUUAAUUUUCCAAAUAAUUUAACACCAAAAAUAAAAGAGAGAAGAAUUCUGCAACGAGAAGUCACAGCCACAACAACAGCCGUUCAUCAUAGUGAAAUUUGUGAAACUGGAACCAAUUUUGUCGACAUUGGCGUACAGACAAAAUUAGCAGGAGAAGAAUUAGAUAGAACAUUACAGGAUUUACGUCGAGACAAGAGGAUUUUGCAGCAGAAAUUAAUUAGAAGAGAUAAGCGAGUAAGUAGUAUGCUUGAAAUGUUAAAUUUGUUAAAAAAUAAUCACUUAAUUGGAGAUACUGUUGAAGAUAUAUUUAAGAAGCAAUUUAAUUCUUCUCUACCUUUUGCUUUCUUUCAAAAUGAAAUCGCUAAUGUAAAUAAUGGUUCAAAUCAUAAAUCAUAUUCAGAAGAAAUACGGGAAUUUUGUUUAACGUUGCAUUUUUAUUCACCUCGAGCAUAUGAGUUUAUAAGGCAAAGAAGUACACUACCAGAUCCUUCUACUAUUCGUAGAUGGAUAACAACAAGACAUUGCAACCAGUGGCGUUUCCUGACUUUCGGCGAUAGGCGUUAA
Messenger RNA from Macrosiphum euphorbiae (potato aphid), 810 nucleotides. NCBI's taxonomy places the organism in Eukaryota, Metazoa, Arthropoda, Insecta, Hemiptera, Aphididae. The record is from the annotation of a GenBank genome assembly.